GAUAACAUCAUUAUUCAGUCCUGCAUCGCGGCGGUUGGUAGCUAUGAAACACGUCACCAAAAUUUCCCUAAUCAGCUUCCUCAUCAUCACCUUUCCGCCGUUUUGCCUUUGUCGGAAACCAUGCAGUGGAUGGUUUCAGAACAUUAGAAACGGACAUUGCUAUAGGGCAUUUUGUGAUGCGCUGAAUUUUACUAGUGCACAGAACGAAUGCAUAGCAGUUGGAGGACAUCUAGCGCAUAUAAGAAACGAACAGGAAGACAAAUUUGCUGCAACGCUGAAACAUGGAGUAGAGGAUUAUACGAACGAUUUUUGGAUUGGAAUUAAACGGAAAUCACAUAAAUCAAAUGAAUGGAUCUAUGUGGGUACGAAUAAAAAAGCUGAGUAUCUGAAUUUCCAUCCAAACCGUCCAGACAAUUAUGGCGGUCAUGAAGAUUGCGUUCAUUAUGUUUAUUCACAAUACUGGAAUCAGUGGAACGAUUUGCAAGCUUGGCGAGAGAGAGCUUAUAUUUGUGAAAGGCAUAACUGCAUCAAUUUAGAGUGGGAUUAG
This is a messenger RNA of Cylicocyclus nassatus, 547 nucleotides long. The record is from the annotation of a GenBank genome assembly. NCBI's taxonomy places the organism in Eukaryota, Metazoa, Nematoda, Chromadorea, Rhabditida, Strongylidae.